AUGUGGGGUGGGUAUGCUCGUUGUCGUAGGAGGAUUACAUCAAAUUUUGGGUACGCUAACCCACUCUCGUUCUCACUGCCCGCGUUUGGCGUGCUGAUGCGCGAGCUGGCUGCUGCUGUUCCACGUGUGGAGACGGAGGCGAAGUGGAUGAAGACGGAGGCGAAGGUGUGA
Messenger RNA from Sparassis crispa, 171 nucleotides. RefSeq lists its product as hypothetical. Bases 1 to 171 code for a protein of 56 amino acids. NCBI's taxonomy places the organism in Eukaryota, Fungi, Basidiomycota, Agaricomycetes, Polyporales, Sparassidaceae. The record is from RefSeq and is a predicted model, not a curated record. The transcript is spliced from 2 exons.